AUGCUAUGCGAUCAACAAGGACAUAUUGCCUCGAAGUGUCCGACAAGGAAUACUUUGAUACAAGAAGUUCGAGUGGCUCCUGAAAUUCAGUCGAAGAUUGAAGAUCAGAAGUUCAGAAUGAAAUCUGAUACAAAGUGUUCAAGUUCGAUUGAGAUGUUGCGUAGUGGAGAUAAAAAGGCUGAUGGACUUCAGACCUCCUGCACAAAAAGCGCACAUGCAAAGGAGAAUAAUGUUGGUAUGAACAGAGAGUUCACAGAAGCCAAUAGUCAGAAUAACGGAAAUUGUGAUGAAGAUCAGAAAUCUGAAAGGGAUCAGAGAGUAUGUAGUGCAUCAUUGUUGAAAACAAAGAAGCAAAAUGACCAACAAAAAAAAGUUUCUCAUGUGAUUUCAAGUUUUGGAGAUCUGAAGAGAGAUCGGAAAGAACAGAAUAUUCAGAAAAGUUUUGUGAACUGUGAUUCGAUGCAGUCUUCCAUGUCCUCAGAAGAUGGAGAUGGAAAGAAAAAAGGAAGGACCAGAAAGCUGUUGACAAUGAAAUAUUUGAAUAUACGAUUCGGCAAGGACGAUCAUCUGGGGCAGCAUGUCCUUCACGUGCAGAUCUUCCAAUUCAUACCACUUUCCGGAACCCUGAUGGACGAUUUGAAUUCGAUAGUUUCCAGUUUCAAAAGUCCCCUCAUGAACCACAUUUGCCACAAGAUCAUCAACAUUGACGAUGGGGAAGUUGACGAUGGUGGGAUUCUUCUCAACGAACCACUGAUUCUUUUGGAAUCGUUUGUAGGAGAUGAUGAGGAACUCGGGGAGCUUCAACAGCUCAUAUCGCUUCAUAAUAUUGUCAUUGUAGGUUCUGUACUCUUUCUCCGUUUUUCCAUUGAAUUUCUCGAGGAGAGUGCUGAGUGGCACUUGAGGGAUGAUAUUCUGAAGUUGAACGUCACGGUAGAGAGGAGCCGCUGGUAG
This is a messenger RNA of Caenorhabditis remanei, 951 nucleotides long. RefSeq lists its product as uncharacterized. The record is from RefSeq and is a predicted model, not a curated record. NCBI's taxonomy places the organism in Eukaryota, Metazoa, Nematoda, Chromadorea, Rhabditida, Rhabditidae. Bases 1 to 951 code for a protein of 316 amino acids. The transcript is spliced from 5 exons.